AUGGUGCGCACCUCAUUAAAUUGUAUUGCCAAUCAAUUCACUAGUUGCAUAUUUGCAAACGGGUCGUCACCAUUCUUUGAUGAAAAGGAUAAGAUCACCAUUUCUGGAUUUUCUUCGGGUGGCGCUUUCGCCGUCCAAUUUCACAUGGCCUUUUCAUCAAUUAUUAAAGGUGCUGCCAUCAUUGCUGCUGGUCCUUAUUAUUGCGGACAAGGAAGUGCAGAUAUAGCAAUUGCACAAUGUAUUAAAAAUGCUUCAUUAAUUUCAAUUCCAAAAUUAUUAAAUUAUACUGAACAUGCUGAACGUACCUUUGCAAUUGAUUCAACUGACAAUCUGGCUCGUCAAAGAGUAUACCUAUUCUCUGGUAAAUACGACUCUACUAUUCGACCAGGUACCGUUCAUAAAUUAGAGGAAUACUAUUCAAAUUUUGUACCAUUUUGGUCAAUCAAGAGUGUCUACAACGUACAAGCCGAACACGCCAUUGUAACUAAAACCUAUGGUAACAAUUGUACUUAUUUCGGGUGGCCAUGGAUCAAUCAAUGUGGUUAUGAUACUACUUUUAAUUUAUUAUCACAUUUGUAUGGUUUCUUAUUCCCUGCUUCAAAUACUCCUUCUUUAGCUUCAAAUAUUGUUGAAUUUAAUCAAACUGCAUUCCUACCAAUUAAUACUACAAAUGAAUUCGCUGGAUUGGAUCAAAGUGCAUUUGCAUAUGUUCCACAAUCAUGUAGAUUAUUCAAAAACAAAGGAAGAUGUUCAUUACAUGUAGUAUUUCAUGGAUGCACUCAAUCAGUAUCAUAUAUUAAUAGUACAUAUUAUAUGAAUAUUGGAUACAAUCAAGUUGCCGACAACAAUAACUUGAUUAUUCUUUAUCCACAAGCUCUUGGAAACGAUUUGAAUCCGGAUGGAUGUUGGGAUUGGUGGGGAUACACAGGACCAGAUUAUGCAACUCAAUAUGGAUUACAAAUGAUCACAAUCAAAAAAUUGGUUUCAUAUGUUCUAUCUGAAUAUAUCACACCAUUAAAAAAGUUAAGAUAUACUUUGUUUAUAUGUUUUAUAGUUGUACAAAUGCAAGAACCACCUAAUGAUAUUCUAUGUGGUAUCUGUCAAUCAGAUAAAGAGAUAGUUUUUUGUUCAGAGUGUAGAAUAUAUAUUUGUACAAAGGAAUUCGAUGAAUCAUGUUCAUUUCAUAGUCACAGACAAGUCAAUGCAAAUGAAAUAUAUCAUAUCAUUAGAGACUAUUCAAGUGGGUUGAAUAAAAAUGAUGAAUCAGUCAAUCAAAUCAAGCAGGAUGAUAACAAGCUUAUACAAUCGGAAUACAAUGAUCAACAACAGAAAUGGAUAAUGAAGGCCAUAGACGUGCGCGGGUACUAUCCAUAUGAUCUUCCAAUGGCCUCUUUUAUUGGACCGACUGGAGGUGGUGGCGAUGUAGAUGUAGGCUAUAGUGUAUUUUUAGACUCUGAAGGGAGUGGUGGAACAUUGAACCAUCAAUUGUUUUCAAAUCCAAGUAACUCGGGUCAACUUGCUAAAAGAUCAAAAGUUAUACAAGAAAUAUAUCCAGUUUUGCUUCAUAUUAUCAGUCAUAUUGUUGUUUAUGUUUUUAACAACAAAAGAGAGCAAUCAACCAUCGUGUCAGCACUAUCACAAAUGGUCAGUCACAUUGAAUCAAAAGCAAUCAACAGUCCAUACAAACCCCAUCUAUUAAUCAUUUUCAACAAACAAGACACUGCUUCAAUGAUUGGAAAAGAUGAUGAUUAUUUCAAAAGCUCGGAAUUCAUCAACUCGGGUGUGGAGACCACGAGAAUCAAAUCAUAUUUCAAGAGUUGUAGAUCAAUAUCACUUCCAAAUGCUACAAUAGAUCCUAUUUUAUUUUUGGAUCAAUUAAAAUCAAUCUUGGAGCACUUGAAUAUUUCAUCUCAGGAUAAAAAAGCUGCAGUAAGUGGUACUGACACUCUUUUUAGUAGUGCUAUUUCCCAAUUGAAUCAGGUAGGUACUUUCAACCAUGACAAAUUUUACAGAUUUGACGGUAAUCCUCUCUAUUAUUAUUUCAAAAAUAGAUUGGAAUACCUUUCACAGGAAUCACCAUCAUUGGAAUCAUCAAAUCUUGAAAAAUAUAAAAUGGUGAUUGAUCAUAUGAAAAUGAAGCUGACGACAAUACCACAAGAUAUGUCUCAACUGCAACGUUUUGCUAAUUUGGAUUGGCAAAUACUCAAUAGUAUUAAAUGUCAAUCAAAACACCUAUACGAAUGUGAUCUUGGAUUCACAUCACAUCAAGAAUAUCAUCGAUCAUCAGAGACUAAAAAGCAAAUGGUUGAUGAUCUAACCAAAAAAUAUUUUGAUCAAAUAUUUGGAGAUGAACUUUUUAGCUCGGCAGAAUUGGAAGAGCCGAUUGAAUGGAGAGGCGAAUUUCAAUUUCCAGAAGGAAUGACAUUUGAUGGAUUAUCACUUUUCACUCAUCAUUUCGACCAACUUCAAUACAACCCAGAAGAAUCAAAUAUCAUUUUACAAUAG
Messenger RNA from Cavenderia fasciculata, 2505 nucleotides. RefSeq lists its product as uncharacterized. The transcript has 8 exons. Bases 1 to 2505 code for a protein of 834 amino acids. Lineage: Eukaryota; Evosea; Eumycetozoa; Acytosteliales; Cavenderiaceae. The record is from RefSeq and is a predicted model, not a curated record.